GGAUCUCCCCCCUCCUCAAAAAAAGGGAAGGGAAAAAAACAACAACAACCACACACAACCCAGUCAGGAAACCCAACCGCCGCCUCAGGGUUGCGGUUUGUGGCGUUUCCAGGCUAGCAGAUCACAAUCAAGUAUUCUGAAGUCUUCAAAACUGGGAAAAGGGGAAUGAACCGUGAGGCUGUUCCAGGGAAGAGUCCGGAGGAGAUGUAUAUUCAGCAGAAAGUCAGAGUCCUGCUAAUGCUUAGAAAGAUGGGAUCAAACUUAACCAGCAGUGAGGAGGAGUUCCUGCGGACGUAUGCGGGAGUAGUGAAUAGCCAGCUUAGUCAACUUCCUCAGCACUCUAUUGACCAAGGUGCAGAGGAUGGCGUGAUGGCAUUUUCCAGAUCAGAGACCGAAGACAGAAGGCAGUGACUGGAGCGGCUCUUUGUGCUACAUAGAACUGGAAGAGGGGCAAACGAAGCGCUGGGCAGGUCGAGGAAGAUGAGCGGGCACCCCUCAGUCCCUUUGCCCUGUCCUAAAGUCGGUGUCCCCCCAUGGUAGCUUCCCCUCCUCUAAAUUCUCUUCUCUUCUCAUCUCCAGCCCUCCUUAAUGCAUUUCACAGCCCUCGGUUCUGCUCCCCUAUUAUUUUGGCUCCGUAGGUUUGUCGCCGAUCCAGGAUGACUCCGGGAAUGCAUUUAGGAUUGGCUUACCGGCCCCCACCUCCACCCAUAAAAAGUGAACCGAUUGGCAGAUUCGGAGAAGAAAAUGCUGCGACAGCCCCACCCCACCACCCUCGUGUUUAAUUUUCCUUAUUUUUUCCUUUUUUUUUUUUUAAUGAAUGGUUGCUGAUGUGUCCCGCUUGCCAAGCCUUCAGGCUCCAGUGCGUAUAUAGGUCACGUUGGUGUGUUUUUGGAGAGGGGCUUGGUCGUGGGCAAGUGGAAGAGGCCUGGGGUGGAAAGGCUUGUAGAUGUUUUGCUGAGAUCAGUGUUUUCUUUUGCUGGAAUCUGAGGGGUGGGGGGAGGACAGAGGGGAAGAGGGGAAUCUGUGUAUUUUAGUUACCGCUUUGCAAUUUCUGGAGACGGUGGGAGAGGCAGAUCUUUGGCUCUAUUUAUUAUAAGCUUGCUUGCGUUUCAGGAAAAAAGCCAGUGUUAACAGCUGACUUUCAGCCGAUUGCAAAAUCUGCCCGUCCGUGGCUGCUGCCACUCAGAAAUUCCUGGUUUGCUGGGGUGUCUUUGGACUAAAAGGAAGCACUCAAAAGCCCGGAGUUGAGAUGGUGAAUCUCCAAUUUUUUUUAAAAAAAAAAGACAACCAAGAAGCCCCAUUUGUGCUCAGGAGAUUUGUUGACACUCUGCCGGGUUGCAAAAUCUGUAACUCUCCUCUUCAGAUCGGACCUGUUUUGCUGUAGCUCUUUGAUCUAAUUCCUGAGCGUAUUUUUGGGGGGGCAAUUAAAAUCUAUUCUCAAUGGCUCCAGGUGGUAGAACCAAUUCACAGUAUUAGUUAUAAUACCAGAGCAUUAAGAUCCCAAAAGCUCCUUCAUCCACGUAUUUCCAGGAAGGCAGCGUUGCUGGCUGGGGAAUUCUGGGGGUUGAAGUCCAAACAUCUGUAAAGUUGCCAAGGUUACAAACAGUAGCCUAGGAGAAAAUGAGAAUCGAUUUGCAGGGGGUGAAAUGAAAUUCAUUCAUUCCUUGGGCGCCAAUGGUGACCCAUGGGGGAAAUCAACAAUAAAUGUAGUUUUACCUUUACAGUAAAAUGUUAAGUUCCUCUAGAAAAGUUGGAUUUUCGGUCUUUUUGGGUUUUUGUUUUUUUUAAAAAAAUAUGGAUGGAGAAGGCCAGCUUUUGAAAAGGACAAAUUCUUUUUCCAGGUUACACUUACUUUCCACACGGCAGGGACUAAAGAUUUUCUUCCUUGCAUUGUAGGAAAUUGUCUUUCCCUAGACGAUAAAACUGAUGUUUGUGUCUAACCCUCCUUUUCAAUAAAUGGUACAAUUUGGACUGUG
This is a messenger RNA of Ahaetulla prasina, 1976 nucleotides long. RefSeq names its product catenin beta interacting protein 1 (gene CTNNBIP1). Gene Ontology annotation, biological process: negative regulation of Wnt signaling pathway. Lineage: Eukaryota; Metazoa; Chordata; Lepidosauria; Squamata; Colubridae. Gene Ontology annotation, molecular function: beta-catenin binding. The record is from RefSeq and is a predicted model, not a curated record. The transcript is spliced from 5 exons. Gene Ontology annotation, cellular component: cytosol; nucleus; beta-catenin destruction complex. The coding region runs from base 166 to 411 and encodes 81 amino acids.